CGAGCAUCUCAUUCAAGCGGCAGUAGCUUCUCACCAUGUCACACUGGCGGCGAUCCCUCCUCCAUCUGAUGUGAACGCACACCGCAGACCGUCCACUGUCACAUUUAUGUCUCAGUUCGGCAGAUCUACUCGGAGCCUUUUGUUGUUAGAAUGCGUCCAGGAGCGCGUCCUCCUCCUCCUCCUCCUCAUCUCGACGCGGCGCUGUCCUCCUCUCUGUGUCUCUUAGUUUUGCUCAGCUGUGUGGAGGCUGCCGUGUCUGAAGGCGGUGUUUACAGUGGAGUAAACCAGCAGGCUUCACUGAGGAGCGUCCUCGAGCACGUUCACAGUUAUGAGAUCACUCGUCCCACAUGGCUGCAUCCUCACAGGCGCAGGAGGUCUGCCAGCGAAGAGCAUCCGUCAGAGGCAGUGGUUCAGAUCUCAGCUGAGGGCCAGGAGCUCAGACUGCACCUGGAGAAAAACGAGCAGCUGUUGGCCCCCGGAUAUCAGGAAAUAUGGUACACUCCCGAUGGAGGCCGCAAGUCGUCGUCUCCCGCCAGCACUGGAAACUGUUUCUACCACGGGGAGGUUCAGGGCAUCGAGGGCUCCAGUGUGGCUGUCAGCACGUGCUCAGGACUCAGGGGACUGAUUUCCCUGAACACAAGCGUAAGCUACCUGAUAGAGCCUCUUCCGGCUUCCGCGGACGUGCAGCAGCACGCCGUGUUCAGAGCCGAGAGUCUCCGUCUACCCGGAGGUAGCUGCCUGCAUCACCACGGCAACAAAGAGCAUGAGGAGGGGCUUAACGGCUUCAUCCAUGGGAUGAUGUCACCACGGAGCAGGAGGGAAAAAAGGGACCUGAGCAAAAAUAUGAAGUAUGUGGAGCUGCUGAUAGUGGCAGACAAGGCCGAGUUUGACAAACAUGGGAGUAGUCUCGACAAGACAAAACUGAAACUACUGGAAGCGGCCAACUUAGUCGACAAGUACUACAAGCCUCUGAACAUCCGUGUGGCCUUAAUCGGUCUGGAGGUGUGGACCAGCGGGGACAUGAUCAGCGUCUCAGACAACCCUCACGGCACUUUGGCGGCGUUCCUGUCCUGGAGACGCAAACAGCUCCAUGCGCUCCCCAACGACAACGCUCAGCUCAUCACGGGAAAGGGGUUCCAGGGCACCACCAUCGGACUGGCCCCUCUUAAAGCCAUGUGCUCCGACUACCAGUCUGGCGGAGUGAACACGGACCACUCGGAGUCAGCGGUGGGUGUAGCUGCCACCAUGGCACACGAGAUGGGCCACAACUUCGGUAUGAGCCACGACAGUACAGGCUGCUGCCAGGCGAGGGCCGAGGACGGAGGCUGCAUCAUGGCUGCUGCUACUGGGCACCCAUUUCCGCGUGUGUUUAACGACUGUAACCUGAAGGAGCUGAAGAGCUACCUGAGCUCUGGAGGAGGAAAGUGUCUCUUCAACAUGCCAAACACCAGAGCCAUGUACGGAGGGCAGCGCUGCGGCAACGGUUACCUGGAGGACGGAGAGGAAUGCGACUGUGGGGAAGAAGAGGAGUGCACCAGUCCCUGCUGUAAUGCCAACAACUGCACCCUGAAAGCUGGAGCCGAGUGUGCUCAUGGCGUCUGCUGUGAGAACUGCAAGUUGAAGAGUCCGGGUGUGCUGUGUCGUGCUCCCUCAGGGUCAUGUGACCUGCCAGAGUAUUGCGAUGGGAAGGCGGAGUCCUGUCCUGCUAAUUUCUAUUUAGUGGAUGGCACGUCAUGUGCAGGCGGGCAGGCGUACUGUUACACUGGCAUGUGUCUGACCCUGGAGCAGCAGUGUCGGUCACUCUGGGGACGAGAAGGCCGCGCGGCCCCUGAUCUGUGUUUUAAGAAGGUGAACGAGGCUGGAGAUAUGUACGGGAACUGUGGCAAAGAUCUGUUUGGGAAGUACAGGAGCUGCAAGGACAGGGAUGCCAAGUGCGGGAAAAUCCAGUGUUUAGCUUCAGCCUCCAAGCCCAUUGAGAACAACGCUGUCCGCAUAGAAACCACCGUCAGCGUGGGCAACAAGAAGAUCCAGUGUAUGGGAACACAUGUGUACAAGGCUGGGCAAGGGGACGAGGAGGCACAGGGGGACACUCUGGACCCAGGCCUGGUCAUGACGGGCACCAAGUGUGGCGCUGACUCGAUUUGCUUUAAUGGAGAAUGCCGCAAUGCAUCUUUCCUCAGGGCUGAUGAGUGCAACGCCAAGUGCCAUGGACACGGGCUGUGCAACAACAAUCAUAACUGCCACUGUGACGCAGGCUGGGCUCCUCCUCUGUGUGACCAGAGAGGCUCAGGGGGCAGCGUGGACAGCGGACCUGUCAUCAGUCAAAUAGGCAAUUUCCUCCUCCUCCUGCUGGUUGUCCCACUGGUUCUCUUUGUGGUUUUUGCUGUCGGCCUGUGGUGCUACUACAGACAUAAACUCCGCCCAGUGAAAACCUCCGCCCCACCUCCAGUACCAAUUGUUUCAGUCCCCAUCGAGGACAAGCCUCUGUGUGCCGACAGUCAGGUGAACGGUCACGCCAACCCAACCUUCUUGCUAAAGAAACAGGACUCCAGUCACCUGGGUAAAUCCUCUCCUCGUCCAAGCCCGUCUUGCUCGACCCGGUCCAGACAUGCCAUUGUGCGUCCAGCAGUGAAGCCUCCUCCCGUACCUGCAUAUGCUGCAGAGCAGAAAAGGCAGAUGGCCCAUCCACAGGCACAGCCUGCAGCCUUUCCUCAGAGACAAUACUCUCCUCAGGCAAACACCUUUAAAUCUGAGCAGAGACGAAACCAGGCUCCCCCACCGCCCUCAGGACCUCCACCUUCACUUUCACUGGACACCAAAACACAGUUGCAGAGUUCAACAGGACACAAACCCCUGCCAGACCCUCCAAACAGACCUCCACCGCCUUGUCCCGUCAAGCCAUCAGUGGAACAGCAACAAAUGAAAGGCCUGCUGGUGACCACUAACGCCCUGCAAAGAGGAAAAGCUGCUUUGGCUCCAUCUGCUGGACAGAAAAGGCCAAACAGAUCCUAAGAGCUCAGGGAAAUGUUGAAGAACACCACCUGCAUUCAGUAAUGGACUGCCUCAAAUGUAUUUUUAUUAGCAGCUUUAAAAAGGAAAGGUGGCACUGUAGGUGAUGAUAAAUACUUGACACUCUAUAGAUUACAAUGUCUCGAAGGGUCGAAUUAUAGUACAUAUCACAAUGAGUAAGACUUAAGUCUUCAAGGCUUAAUCCAUGUUUGGUAAACAACUUGAAACAGCACGAGCUGUGAAUUUAUGAACUUCAUCUUUUGUUUUCAUUGUUAUUAUUGUCCCAAAGGUUAAUAGAAAUGUGAAAUUGUUCCAUGUGCGCAGCAAUGUUGAAGCACUGUUGCAGGAGUAUUUAUUCACAAAGAAAAAUGAAUGUUUACAAUGUAGUCUAUGUACUAAACUUGGUGUCUUCUGAAGAGCAUCAGCUGUAAAGGAAUGUCUUAUAUUAAGAAAAGAUGCCAGUAAUGAAGUGCUUACGCUGCGUGUGUGUGAAUAUGGAAGGGGGUCUACCUGGACUGGAAGCCCUUCAUGCAUGCUGUAAGUAUAUGCUUAUGAUGAGAGCUACAUGUGUAAUACGUAGCAGGGAAUGUUAGGGAUUUUUCUGUUGUUUAUUACUUGUUUUGUUUAGUCAUUUUAUAUUGGUUUUGGUUUUGCACUUUGAACAAUCUUUUUAGUAUCAUGUUAGUAUCAAAUACCCUCUGAUGGUGUUAGUCCACAGUCCGCAGUCACCUGUCAAGCCUACAGGACUUGAGUGUUUGACACCAUACAGAUUUUGGGGAGACUUAUCACUUUAAGGUCACCAUUAAAGCUCAGUCUAACCACAAUGCAUUGUCAUGUCUCUGACAAUCAGUGAGUUGUCUUUUCAAAUCAUUUCAAGAAAGAGAAAAAAUCAAAUGUCUCAAAAUUGCAGCAAAAAUGUGAAUAUUUGUCGGCUCAGUGGGAGUUUCCUCGUGACCAAAAUGCUAUAAUGCUACUCCUCUAUCAGAGAGGGCUGUGUCCGUUACCGUUUUGUAACGGUGAUCACUUCGGCAUUACUGUAAGAUACUGUUGGAAAUCAUGCUCCAUUUGACUGCUGGGGGGAUGACCUGUUUUUUUCUGUAAUAUGGAAAUACAGUCUGUCAAGCUGCCAUGUUUUACCUUCUAAUCACACCUAUGCAAACCCUGGCACAGUGCGACACUGUGUCUUCAGCUGGAAUUCAAAUAAACACGGAAAAAAAAUUAAAAAAUAUGUUUUAA
Acanthopagrus latus (yellowfin seabream) is the source of this 4245-nucleotide messenger RNA. It is a transcript of the gene adam19b, whose product is annotated as ADAM metallopeptidase domain 19b. The transcript has 23 exons. NCBI's taxonomy places the organism in Eukaryota, Metazoa, Chordata, Actinopteri, Spariformes, Sparidae. Gene Ontology annotation, biological process: membrane protein ectodomain proteolysis. Gene Ontology annotation, molecular function: metalloendopeptidase activity. The record is from RefSeq and is a predicted model, not a curated record. Bases 151 to 3012 code for a protein of 953 amino acids.